AUGGGCAUCUUUAACAGCAUUAUCUGGAGAGACGAUAAGACGACGAAAAUGAGCCGCCAUGAAUCGCAUCUCGACAUCAUUAUCGUCGGCGCUGGCCUCAGUGGCCUCGCGACCGCCAUUUGUUGCACCAUGUCCGGUCACACCGUCAUAGUUCUCGAACAGGCCAAAGAGCUCGCAGAAGUUGGCGCCGGUCUCCAAAUAACCCCCAACGCCUCCCGACUCUUCUCACACUGGAAGCUCCCCGAAAAGCUAUGGAAAGAUGCUGCAGAGCCAACAUCCUUGACAGUGCAUCGAUAUACGGGCGAAGUCCUCGCACACGAGGCCUCAUUUGAUCGGAACAUCCGCUCCAAGUACUCUGCACCAUUCAUUGAUCUUCAUCGCGUGGACCUGCAACAAGCUCUAUAUGCACGGGCCAAGGAGCUAGGCGUGACCUUUCAUCUUGACGAGAGAGUCGAUUCUAUUAACUUUGACACCACUACAGUAACCACCCUCAAGGGCAAGACCAUCUCAGGUGAUUUAAUCGUCGCUGCGGAUGGGCUCUGGUCUCGGUGUCGAGAAUGCCUUGGCGGGAAGAAAGACGAUCCCAUUCCUACGGGAGAUCUGGCCUACCGAAUUGUCUUAACAGCAGACCAGAUCUCGGACCCAGAUCUGAAAGCCUGGGUUGAGAACCCGACGGUGCAUUUCUGGAUCGGGCCUGGAGCACAUGCAGUGGGCUAUUCUCUACGCGGGGGGAAGAUGUUGAAUAUUGUCCUCCUAGUACCAGAUGACUUGCCCCCAGGCGUCUCACGACAGGCUGGAUCGCAGGAAGAAAUGAUGCGAUUAUUCGUGGGUUGGGAUCCUAUCUUAACCCGCUUCCUAGGCUACGUAAACGGCGUUGACAAAUGGAAGCUGAUGCACCACGCCGAAAUGGAAUCCUGGAUCAACGACAAAUCCAACCUCGUUUUCAUCGGCGACGCCUGCCACCCCAUGCUCCCCUACCUCGCCCAAGGCGCCAACUCCUCCCUCGAAGACGGCGCCGUCCUCGGCAGCCUCCUAGGCCACAUGAAAAAGAAAUCCGACCUCCCUGACAUCCUACGUUUAUACGAGAAACUGCGCAAAUCCAGAGGCGAAGCCAUCGUCCGGGAGACAUUCAAGCAACGGAACGACUUCCACAUGCCCAAUGGCCCAGAACAAGAAAAACGAGACCAGAUUUUCUUGUCCCAGUUAGGGAAGGAACUUAAGGGGGCGUUUCCGAGUCGGUGGACAUGCCCCGAGGUUCAACCGUGGUUAUAUGGAUAUGAUGCAAUUAAGGAGGUGGAGAAUGUGGUGGUGCAGAAUCCAGGGCUGUUUGGUAGUAAGAAGACUUCGCAUCUAUAUUUAAAUGGGGUAGGACUUAAAUCCUGGCUGAUGGGACGGGCUGAAUAG
Molecule: messenger RNA, 1404 nt
Organism: Aspergillus sclerotioniger CBS 115572
Lineage: Eukaryota; Fungi; Ascomycota; Eurotiomycetes; Eurotiales; Aspergillaceae
Product: putative monooxygenase
Exons: 7
Coding region: 1-1404 (467 amino acids)
Biological process (GO): secondary metabolite biosynthetic process
Molecular function (GO): monooxygenase activity; FAD binding
Source: RefSeq, a predicted model, not a curated record